GUCGUUACAUGUUUUAAAAAACAAUGCAGGCUCAUGCUGAUACUGGUCAUCACAACAGAAACAUUCAAUUUGAUAACAUAAUGUGGGGGGGAAACAAGAUCAACAAUUUAAGUACGCCUUUCAAGGUCCCUAUCACACCAGUGGAGUAAACCUACAAAAACAGAACCUACUUUUGUCCAGUAGGAAGCAGCCUCACCCACGGGUGUCCAAAAUUAUUCUGAAAAAUCAAAGGAUGCAUGGGGCCCACUUUGACACUUUUAUAUUUGUUAAAAAGGCUCAAAAGUAAGUUAUUUUUAAAUGAUCCAUCCAUCCAUUUUCUAUACCGCUUUCCCUCACUAAAGAUAUGCUGGAGCCUAUCCCAGCUGUCUUUGGGCGAGAGGCGGGGCACACAUAGACAAACAACCAUCCACGGUAAUGAAUUCAUGUGUUUCAUUUGAUAGACAUUUACAUUUUUGUGUGAGGCCACUUUGGACACCCCCGCUCGAUACCAUAGCUAAAAAUAUUACCAUCAGGACAGUUCAUAAACAAACAUGAAUGUUCUUCAAAGGCCAUGUUUGUGCUGAUUUCCAUAAUUCAUACUUUGACUGAAGCGUGUCAACUUGCCUCCUUCAAACAAAACAUUACAAAUGUUGUUCUUUUGCCAGUAAAAGUAAUAUUUCAAAGGGGGGCGUUCUUGCUCCAGUCAGAGCAUGAGCAGGAUUAGGAGGUAGAGGGGCAGGAGGAGGUUGUCUAUCUGGGAGGUGUACGCCUCCAGCAUGGCCACCAGCGUGAUGGAACCCACGAUCCACGAGUAGGUGGAGUUUAAGUUGAUGCUCCCGUCAAAGAUGAGAAAAAUGGCCACGGCGAUGAUCUGUGCGAACACGGACGUCGCCGUCCCCUCCAUCGUCUUUUUGGUGCCGGGCCAGCGGAUCUCCCCCAUGGUGCUGCCGAAGACGGAGGCCACGGUGUCGCCCACCCCUACGGCGAGCACGCCGGCGUAGGGCACCAGGGCGCCGGCGCCGGGAAGAAUCCCCUUUGGCGCGCAGGCGUCCGGGAAAAGCCAGACGGGGAGGGCCAUGCCGAGGAGCAGGUAGAUGUGAGUCAGGAUGAGGGGUCCAGAGUCGCGCUCGUCCAAGAACAAAGUGAGCAGCUGUCGCAGCGGCUGACCCAGCGGCUUGAUGCGAAAGUAACGCACGUAUUCCAGGAAGAGGAAGACGGCCAAGCAGCCCACGGAUGCCACGUGCAGCAGCUGGCGGUCAUACAGAAGACCCGGAACAAAGGUGGCCACCACGAUGAGAUGGAAGUACUUCCUGACCACAGUGGAGGCCUGGUGCUUCUUGGACCCAGACUGGCGCUGGUGGUUCUGUUGCAGCACCACGCAGGUAGCCAAGGCACACAGCAAGACCCAGUACCCUAUCAAACCAAGCCGCCGGUCGUUGAGCGUGACAAAGUCCCACAGCCACGUGAUGGGAUGGCGUCCGAUGAAGAGCGAGAGCCACGGCAUGAUGACGCCCAGGCCCAGCACGGCUGUCAUCGUGUGGAAGAAAAGAGACGACACCCACGUCUCGGACUCCAUGAAGCAGAAGAGCAGAGCGAAGAAGACGCCCAGCAGCAGCGAGCCCACCACCAGCACCGGCAGAAGGUACUUGACGGGUUCGCCCUUUGCCUCAGGCAGACUCAGCGAGCGCUUGAUGAGCUGGUUGACCACGAAGCUGAUGGCGCCCACCACCAGCAGAGCCUCGCCGGGCGUGAAGCAGCGCGGCAGCAGGUACAACACAAUCAGGCUGAGGUAGACGAAGAUCAGCAGCACCUCCAGCACCUCAAUGACCUCUGACACCGUCAGCGUCUGCUUGGCGGUGUAGAAGAUGGCGCUGGCGGCCAAGCCGGCGAUUACACCGGUGUUGGUGGGCACGGGCCGGGUGAUGCCCAGCGCGAUCAGCGAGAGGAAGAGCGCCAGCGUCAUGCCGCUGACAGUCACCACCAUGGAGAAGCGCUCCAAGUGAACGCUUCCCGCCUCCAAGCACUUCACCCUCAACACCAGACCCACCAGGGGCAUCACCAUGGAGGCCGGAACGAUGCCGCUGUUGGCCGCCGGACGGAACUGGAACACAGCGCCCCCCGACUUCAGCAGGCAGUCCCAUUUGUGCUGGACAUAGAAGGCCUGGAUGACGAGGGCGACAGUGCACCACGAGUGCUGGUUCCACACCGCCACGUGCACGCACAGCACCACCGCCGACACCACAGCGGACUCCACCAGCACCGGGUUUAUCUGCAUGGCGGCUGGGAGGCGGGGUCCUUAUCCCAGUCAGACGGUGAAGGUCUUCCUCUGUCAGUUCCCCACUCGGGUCAUGAUUCUUGCUUGGGGCGGAAAAUAAAGUCAAUGUUAGCACACUGUGUUGUGACUUCCUGUCUUAUGACAUGAGCUCCACUCACAUUUGCCCUACAGGACAUCAGCAUGAAUGCCCUUUGCACAGCAACCUUUUGUUUCUGUGGGGGUUGCAAGUUGGACUCCUCCCUCUUAAGGCCGGGGCUUACUGUAUAUUAUUAAUACAUGGACGACGUGCGCUGUUUUGGACAAAUAUAGGAAACCAAGCACACAUGGCGGGACAUUUAUCAUUUUCACGACAACUCUAAUCAGUCAAUGUUUUACAGAUGCGGCAAACACAAAAACAGCAUGCUAACAGUGGAGCCCAGAACCACACAAGUUAGCAUAAAUGCUUAAACAGCGAAUAGAUAUUAGUGAAUGUAAUGAAUACCGGUGGAUGCACAAAAAGCAGAAAAACCCACGUACCGUGUUGCUCUACUGUCAUGUGGACGAGGCCGCGUUGUGACGUGAUUCUUUAAACUGUCAGGAUUUCUUUGUCAGCUGUCGCUCCUCCCACAGCCAGCAGGAGGCGGCCAUGUUUUACAGCCAGGUCACGUGGUACGCCCCCACAUUAAUACCGAGUUCCAAAAUGCUGGGAUGACGUAAACAUUCCACUUAAACCACGUCGACAGAUAAACAGAAACGGACUUAGUUGAAAAAGAACUGUAUUUAAUUGAUUAAUAAAGGUAUUCGUCUUAACUGUUUUGGCUACACUUGAUUUAACAUCCACCGGGUGGCGGUAAAGCAGCAACUGAUCUCCGAAGACGACAACGACAAAGAAGUAAGGUGACCGGUGACCGGUGACGACAUAACCCACAAGCCAAUCACAGUGCAGCUACAAAGAUGGCGGACUCGGGGAUGAGCUUCAGGAGCUGCCGAGAGUUAUGGACCAUUCUGCUGGGAAGAUCCGCCCUGCGAGAGCGGGGUCAAAUACAGUCAGAGCUUGAGACCCACUGCGACAGACUACUUCAAGGUCUGAGCUACUACAAGCCGCCCAGCUCCUCCUCCGCCAACAAAGUGAAGGAGAACAAAGAUGUCGCUCAGCCGCUGAAAGAUUUUGGGCUGAGGAUCAGUAAGUUGCUGGCACUUGAUGAGCUGCAGAGCGUGCAGCUGUUGCAGUGCUACCUGCAGGAGGACUACAGGGGAACUCGGGGUUCUUUAAAGGUUGUUCUUAAGGAUGAGCGGCAAAGUCAGGCUUUGCUACUCAAGGUAGCUGACUAUUACUACGAGGAACGUAUGUGUCUGCUCAGGUGUGUCCUCCUCUUGCUGACCUACUUCCAAGACGAGCGACACCCCUACAGGGCCGAGUACUCCAACUGUGUCAACAAACUGGAGAAGGACCUGGUGAGCAACUGCCAGUCGCAGUUCGAGAAGCUCUUCAAAGCUGAGGUGCCGACAUGGGAGACCCACGGAAACCUCAUGACGGAGCGGCAGGUCUCCCGGUGGUUCCUGCAGUGUCUGAGAGAGCAGUCGCUGCUACUGGAGAUCAUCUUCUUGUACUACGCCUACUUCGAGAUGAGCCCGGCUGACCUGCUGACCUUCACUAAAAUGUUCAAGGAGCAGGGCUUUGGUCUGCGGCAGACCAACCGACACCUGGUGGACAAGAGCAUGGAUGUGCUCGUGGACAGGAUCGGCUAUCUUGGCUCUCUCAUCCUGGUGGAGGGCAUGGACAUAGACUUCCUCCACAAGUGUGCAUUGGAGGACUGCACGGAGCAGCAUCAGUUCUCCAAUGUUGCUGACAUUGUCAAGGAGAUGGACCAGCUGCUGUUGACCUUCGGGGACCUCCCUCAUCACGGCCCGGUGUUGCUGGCCUGGGUCCUGCUGAGGCACACGCUGAGACCGGAUGAAUCCAACCCGGUCAUCAGGAGGAUCGGUAGCACGGCCUUGCAACUGGAGGUCUUCAAGUACCUGGCCACCAUGCUGAAAGGCCUCGGAGUCUCGGGGAACAAUUGCACAGCAAGCACCGCCAAGAUGUGCGUUUACGGCCUCCUGUCAUUUGUCAUCACAUCAUUUGAAGAGGAAAGCCUCCAGACUGGCAGCGCAGGGUUGCAGAACUCCUACCUGAUCGACGCCGCCUGCGAGGUCCUCUCCGCUCCCAGUCUGGCUGAAGUCUUCUGGGAGAUGAAGCCCAACAUGGGAUUGGGGGUGAUCCUGGACAGCGCCGUGGGGAUGUUCCCUCACAAGAUUGGACCUCUUUUGCAGCUCCUCUCCGCGCUCCUGUCCAACAAGUCCACUGUUAAGAAGGUGUACAACUUCUUGGAUAAGAUGUCCUUCUACACACAAGCUUACAAACACAAACCUAACGACAUCAUUGCUAAGGAGGAUGAGACUCUGUGGAGGAGGCAGACUCCAAAACUCCUCUACCCCCUUGGUGCCGGCCAGACCAACCUCUGGAUGCCGCUUGGAAUUCUAGGUCAGGUAAUGAUUGGCGGUGAGCAGGGCUAUGUAGUGCGCUGGGACUACUCAUACAGCUCCUGGACUUUGUUUACGUGCGAAGUGGAGAUGCUGCUCCAUGUUGUUUCCACCGCAGACGUCUUGGCGCACUGUGCACGUGUCAAGCCCAUCCUGGACCUGGUCCACAAGAUCAUCAGCACAGACUGGACCGUGUCGGACUGUCUGUUGCCUCUCACCUCACGCAUCUACAUGUUGCUGCAGAGGUUAACGUCGGUCAUCAACCCUCCAGUGGACAUGAUCGCCUCCUGCAUCAACUGCCUGUCUGUGCUGGCCGCCAGGAUGCCUGGGAAGGUGUGGUCCAGUCUGCAGCGCACGGGCUUUCUCCCCUUCGCCUCCAACCCUCUGACCAGCAUGGCCCAGUGUGUCAGUGCGGAGGGCAUGAAAGCUGGUAACUAUGGCAACCUGCUGGUCCAGAUUGAGCAGCCCAGGGGGGAGUACGCCGUGACCAUGGCUUUCCUCAAGCUAGUCACUACUCUGGUCAAGGGUCAGCUGGGCAGCACUCAGAACAAAGGUUUGAUCCCGUGUGUGCUGCUGGUCCUAAAGGAGAUGCUGCCCACCUACCACAAGUGGCGCUACAACACGUACGGCGUCAGGGAGAGGAUCGGUUGUCUCAUUCUAGAGCUCAUCCACGCCAUCCUCAAUCUGAGUCCAGAGGGAGAAGACCAGGGCAGCACGCCCACCCUACAGUCGCUGUGCAUCUACAGCCUGGCAAACACGGAGGCCGGGCAGGCCGUGGUCAACAUCAUGGGGGUUGGCGUGGACAAGAUAGAUGUGGUUUUGGCCGCACAGCCCAGCAGCUGCAUCUCCGAGGGUCCGGGUCACAUUCUGAUCCAGACGGUCAAGCUGGCCUUCUCGGUCACCAACAACGCCAUCCGCCUGAAGCCGCCCUCUGAUGCCGUGUCCCCCCUGGAGCAAGCCCUGACGCAGCACGGCGGUCACGGCAACAACCUGGUGGUGGUCCUGGCCAAGUACAUCUACCACAAACACGACCCCGCGCUGCCGCGCCUCGCCAUCCAGCUCCUCAAGCGCCUCGCCACGGUCGCCCCCAUGUCCGUCUACGCCUGCCUCGGCAGCGACGCGGCCGCCAUCCGCGACGCCUUCCUCACUCGCCUGCAGAGCAAGACGGAAGACAUGAGGGUCAAGGUCAUGAUCUUGGAGUUUCUGACUGUCGCCGUGGAAACUCAGCCAGGCCUCAUCGAGCUCUUCCUGAACCUGGAAGUGAAAGAUGGCAAUGAGGGGUCAAAGGUGAGCCCUGUGGAGGAGUUCCUGCUGGGGGAGUGGAGCUGCCUUCACGUGGUGCUCGACCUCAUCGACUCCAGGCAGCAGGGCAAGUACUGGUGCCCCCCGCUGCUGCACCGCGCCGCCCUGGCCUUCCUCCUGGCGCUGUGGCAGGACCGCCGUGACAGCGCCAUCUCUGUGCUACGCAGCAAAGACAGGUUUUGGGAGAACCUGACCAUGCCCCUUUUUGGAACCCUGGCGCCACCUUCAGACACCACUGAGCCUUGUGUUCUGGAAACCUGCGCCUUCGUCAUGAAGAUUGUGGGCCUGGAGAUCUUUUACGUCCACAGCGGCUCCUUGGAGGCGUCGCUGAAGGAUGGCCUGCAGAAGUUCUCCAACGCGCGACGCUAUGAGUGCUGGUCGCAGUACGUCAAGUUGCUGGCGUGCCAUGUGGCAGCCAUGGAGGACGAGGGCGUGUGCUACUUCCCCGAACAGACCCACAUGCUCAUCCUGGCCUGGCGCAUGCUGCUUAUUCUUGCCACCAGUCACUCUGACGUGAUGCAGCUAACAGAGAACCAAACCAAAUUGAAGCUUUUUAUGGACGUGCUGGACGCCACCAAAGCUGCUCUGACCAGACCGACUUCCGUGUCAUGCCUUCGCCUCGGUUCCAUGACGGCCACACUGCUCCUCGUCCUUCUCAAACGCUGGAGAAGUGUGGUGGCCACCGCCCCUGACAUCCUGCCCCCACUCUCCCUCAUCCUGGAGUGUGUCCUGCAAGCCGAACAGCAGAUGAUGGAGAGGACCAAAGCCAAGAUACUGUCUUGCCUCAUUUCCGUGCUGCAGAUCCAAGGACUUAACGGUGGGGAGAUUUCCCAGCUCCCCCAGCUGCUGUCGUCAGUGUGUGAGACGGUCAAAGACGAGGCCUUGGCUCUCAUCGACAACACGCGUCACAUCCAGCGCUCGUUGGAGCCCCCGGAGGACGAGGACAGCAUGGAGACGGACGUUCCUCGCGGACUCCAGAAGGACCAGCGAGACGGGGUGUGCGUGCUGGCACUCCACCUGGCCAAGGAGCUGUGUCGCACCGACGAGGACGGCGAGCACUGGGUGGCCGUGAUGAGGAAGGUUCCGGUGCUGCCAUCUGUGCUGAGCGGCAUGGAGCUCAGCCUGCGGUCCAAACAGAAUCUCUACUUCACCGAGGCAGCGCUCCACCUUCUGCUCACGCUGGCACGCACUCCUCAGGGAGCGGCGGCUGUCGCAGGAGCGGGUGUCAUCCAAACCAUAUGUCUUCCUCUUCUCAGCGUCUACGAAGGCUCAGCCAACGGAACCUCACAGCAGAGUUUCACCCGCAAGUCUCAGGAUUCGGCGUGCUGGCCCGGCGUCUACCGUCUGUGCAUGUCCUUGAUGGAAAGUCUCCUCAAGACGCUGCGCUACAACUUCAUCAACGAGGCCCUCGACUUUGUCGGCGUGCACCAGGAGCGCAUCCUGCAGUGUUUGAACGCCGUGAGAAGCGUUCAGAGUCUGGCCUGUCUGGACGAGGCCGACCACACCGUGGGCUUCCUGCUGCAGCUCUCCAGCUUCUGCAGCGAGUGGCACUUCCACCUGCCCAAACUCCUCCACGACGUGCAGGUGAACUUGUGCUACCUGUGUCAGACGUGCACGUACCUGCUGCACAGCAAGAAGAUGCUCCAUCACUACCUCCAGGCUAAGAACGGUGAGUCCUUGCCCCCCGCACCCCUCCCCAGGACACAACGCCCCCCACAGACGCCCUCCAAGGAGGCGGCGGCGGGCCGAGGUGAGAGGGAGGAGGCGGAGCAGAAGGCGCUGCUGGCCGUGCAGUGCAGCCUCUUGAAGAUCCUCAGCAAGACGCUGGCCAGCCUGCAGCACUUCACACCAGACUGCUGCCAGAUCCUCCUGGACCAGUGCAUGGACCUGGCCGAGUACAGGACCUUGUUUGUUCUCAGCUUCACCACGCCAGCCUUCGACCCCGACGUGGCGCCUUCGUUUGGGACUCUUCUGGCCACCAUCAACGUGGCCCUGAGCAUGCUCAGUGAGAUGGAGAAGAAGAAGGAAGCUUCUUUGAGCAUCGUCUCUCUGGCCUCCUCGGAGGAGAUUCAAGCGCUCAAGUCUUUGCUGAUGUUUACCAUGGAGAACUGCUUCUACGUGCUCAUCUCUCAGGCCGUGCGCUGCCUCAAGGACACGGCCAUCCUCCCACGAGACAAACAGCGACUCAAACAGGAGCUCAGCUCUGAACUGGUCAGUAGCAAACAUGUGAAUGAUGCUUGCCUGUUAACCCUCAUUUCUAUCAUAAUCCUCCCUUUUAGAGCACGCUCUUGUCCAGCCUGUCCCGCCACUUCCGUCGGGGCUCGCCUUCAUCCCCAGCCAGCGGGAUCCUGCCGUGCACGCAGGCCAAGCCGCCAACGCCGGGCUCCAAGGGCAUCCACGAAGGUCAGGAGCCGUUUAUUCAGCUUGUGCAGGCCUUUGUCCGGCUGGUGCAAAGAUAGGAACCUUUUUUUGGAUUGAUUUUUUUUUUACCAUCACAAAAACAAGAGCUAAGUGUUUCUUGACCUUGAACAUGUCAUUUAGCCAAAAAGCGAAUGCUAGCAAAAGCUUUAAAAGCUGCCUGUGAGUAAGGCCUAGUUCUAUAGGUCAGUGUAACGUUAAGGAACCAUCUGACACCUUUUUACAUCUUUCCAUUAAGAGUUCUGAAUCAUGUCUGUAAAUCUACAAAAAGUUUUCUUACAGUGUUGAAGACAUUUGUACUUCAAACAUGUAAAUGAUAAUAAAGGAAUGUUUCUGGAUGCACGUUUGGUUUUCUUUUACUGCAUCAAAUACAAUUAGUCAUAAAAAUACAAGUCCUUGUUCUCUGAAUAUGUACCUUUUGCUUAAAAAAACAAAACACUAUGUACAAAUAAAAGGCAUUAUAAACACCUA
Dunckerocampus dactyliophorus (ringed pipefish) is the source of this 8947-nucleotide messenger RNA. RefSeq names its product nucleoporin 188 (gene nup188). The coding region runs from base 3188 to 8536 and encodes 1782 amino acids. Gene Ontology annotation, cellular component: nuclear pore inner ring. The record is from RefSeq and is a predicted model, not a curated record. The transcript has 41 exons. Gene Ontology annotation, biological process: RNA export from nucleus; protein import into nucleus. NCBI's taxonomy places the organism in Eukaryota, Metazoa, Chordata, Actinopteri, Syngnathiformes, Syngnathidae. Gene Ontology annotation, molecular function: structural constituent of nuclear pore.